This is a messenger RNA of Artibeus jamaicensis (Jamaican fruit-eating bat), 387 nucleotides long. It is a transcript of the gene MRPL34, whose product is annotated as mitochondrial ribosomal protein L34. Gene Ontology annotation, cellular component: ribosome; mitochondrial large ribosomal subunit. Bases 45 to 332 code for a protein of 95 amino acids. Lineage: Eukaryota; Metazoa; Chordata; Mammalia; Chiroptera; Phyllostomidae. Gene Ontology annotation, molecular function: structural constituent of ribosome. Gene Ontology annotation, biological process: translation. The record is from RefSeq and is a predicted model, not a curated record. The transcript has 2 exons.
UUCGGAAUAGCUGGCGCGGGUGUCAGCGUGUUUAGCUGCUAGACAUGGCUCUCUUGGGUACAUCCCUGAGUCGCCUGUUGUGUCCUUUCAGUAGGUCAGCGGCGAUACUGGGUGUCAGGUGGCUUCAGCCCCAGGCCUUGCUGAGACUACCUGACGGCUGGGGACUCCCCGGCACGCAGCCAAGCCGGGGCAAGGCGCGCGGGAAUGAGUACCAGCCGAGCAACAUCAAACGCAAGCACAAGCAUGGGUGGAUCAAGCGCUUGAGCACGCCAGCCGGUGUCCAGGUCAUCCUUCGCCGCAUGCUCAAGGGUCGCAAAUCGCUGAGCCAUUGAGCGCAAAGCUGCCGAUGGGAGCCCCGACCCCCAUUAAAGCACUUCCCUCCCUGCA